AUGGCGAGACACCUGUCGAAGGAAUCCCGGGUCGACAUCCUCAGGCUGCGCGCGCAGGGACUGACCUACAAAGAAAUCGCCGAGCGCAAGGGCAUCACGCACCGCCAGGUCCAGUGGACAUGCGAGUCUGGCGAUCCGACGCCCAAGAGGCGGAGUGGCCGGCCGUCGCAGCUCUCGCCAGAGCAGGUCAGGACCCUGAUCGAGUAUGUGUGCGCAUCGCCCGAGAACCGCCAGCUCACCUAUCACGAACUCGCGACCGUCCUCGAACUGGGAGUCGGGCAGUUCGCCGUCCGCAACGCCCUGUACAAUGCUGGCUUUCGUCGUCGAGUCGCGCGGGACGUGAGGAGGGAGGAUCAUACGCAGGCGGUGCAGACUACGGCAGAUAUACAUACAGAUAUACAUACAGCAGAUAUACAUACGACAGCAGCAUCAGCGAAUAUACAUACAGCAGCAUCAGCAACAACAGGUGUACAGGCUACAGAUAUACAGACUACAGCAGCAGACAUGCAGAGAGGAGAGAGGAUAGAGUAG
Molecule: messenger RNA, 531 nt
Organism: Microsporum canis CBS 113480
Lineage: Eukaryota; Fungi; Ascomycota; Eurotiomycetes; Onygenales; Arthrodermataceae
Exons: 1
Coding region: 1-531 (176 amino acids)
Source: RefSeq, a predicted model, not a curated record